CUACAUUGUUUAUCCACCUCAAAUAAAGCAGCUUUGUGGACUACAAGUGUCUGCCUAUGACCCAACAGUAUGUGUAAAAGGUCAACGGCUAGCUCUGGCAAAAUUAAAAGUGUUACAUUGUCUGAUGAAAAAAUCCAGCUUAAAGCUAAUACACGGAGCAUUAUAUCUUGCUAUUUCACUCCACGCUCAUCUAUUAGAAACGACAAGGUCAGUUUAGAAUGGGAAAAAGAGAAAGGUGGAGAGUAUAUCCCUCUUAUACAAUUUGUUGACAACAAGGUGAAAAAAGUCAGUCUACAAGAUAACAGGUUUCAAGUGUUUAAGAAUCUGGUCCACAGAGGAAACUGCUCUUUAAUAAUCAGUUCCACCAAACUCAUCGAUAGCGGCAAUUAUCAAUUGAGAUUGACUGUUGGUGGAAAGCUGUUUAAACCACUCCCAAGGAUCAAAGUGCAAGUUGAGAAGACAAAGGAAUUAAAGCAAGGAAGAUUGCAUGCACCUCAUUCUGGAAAUAAGAACUGGAAAAAACCCAUAAGCGACAAUAGAAAAUUGUCAACUGCAUUAAAUCAUGUUACUUCUGAUGAAAAGGAUGGAGAAAAACAACCCAGCAGCAAUCAUGCAAAACUGACACCUGAACUAAUAGCUGGUGUUACCUCUAUAUGUUCUGUGGCAGUGCUGACAUUCGUAAUUGCCUGUGUCGUGUAUUGCUACCGGACGAGGAGCAAACAAAAGGCCCCAGCUCAAGACGAAGAACGCUUAACUAGCCCAGAGAAAGAGAUGGACCCAAAGGAUCCUAAACCUCAGUGCCGUUCAAAAAAAGCAAGAAAGAAGGACAAGGCGGACCAAGAGAAUCCUAAACCUCAGGGCUUAACUAGCCCAGAGAAAGAGAUGGACCCAAAGGAUCUUAAACCUCAGUGCCGUUCAAAAAAAGCAAGAAAGAAGGACAAGGCGGACCAAGAGAAUACUAAACCUCAGGGCUUUCCCAAUUUGGGUAAUACCUGCUACAUGAACGCCACUUUGCAGUCCCUUCUUUCUGUUCAGCCAUUUGUCAGUGAUUUACUGCAGCAGAAAAUACCAUACAAGACAUUUCAAGAGUUUGUUUUUAUAAGGAACCUUUAUAAUCUCAUAAGAAGAAAAGACAGAUACAGCUUAAAGAAGAGGAGAAAACUGUUGCUUAAACUAAAAGAUUCAGUAUCUAUCAGUGCAGAAAGGUUUGCAGACAACGAACAACAUGAUGCCCAUGACUUCCUUACUGAAUGCUUCAGCCUGAUGAAAGAAGACAUAGCACAGUUGUCUAAUGAAAUGAAGAAUCCAAUAUCCUGUCCAGUGAAAAGCAAUUUUGAAUUUGACCUGGAGUAUAUUUACAUUUGCAAUAAGUGUGGAGAAACUAGAAUUUCUGUGAACCAGAAUAAUUGUUUAUUUGUCGACAUUCUUCAAGAGGAUUCAAAUUCGGAUUCUGCUUCCGAGACACUUCAAGAUGCAGUGGAUUACUAUUUCUUGGAUGAAACAGUGGAAUUUUCUUGUGAAAAAUGUGGAGGAAAUGAAUCAACCCUAAAGCAGAAAUUCAGAAGUUUACCAAGGCAAGUGUUUUAUCUUUCAACCCCAAACAAUAAAUAAUAUGAAAUUUAAUUAACUUUUAG
Xenopus laevis (African clawed frog) is the source of this 1634-nucleotide messenger RNA. RefSeq lists its product as uncharacterized. Lineage: Eukaryota; Metazoa; Chordata; Amphibia; Anura; Pipidae. Bases 70 to 1611 code for a protein of 513 amino acids. The record is from RefSeq and is a predicted model, not a curated record. The transcript has 14 exons.